Messenger RNA from Ctenopharyngodon idella (grass carp), 1688 nucleotides. RefSeq lists its product as uncharacterized. NCBI's taxonomy places the organism in Eukaryota, Metazoa, Chordata, Actinopteri, Cypriniformes, Xenocyprididae. Gene Ontology annotation, cellular component: membrane. The coding region runs from base 166 to 915 and encodes 249 amino acids. The transcript has 9 exons. The record is from RefSeq and is a predicted model, not a curated record.
GGACCAAUGAGCGCGCGUGCUGCGAGGAAGAAACAUGCGCGUGCGUGUGAGGAAAAGCACAUUUGACCGCAGACAGUGAUCAUAUCAGUGGCUACCCAGUGUCGAUAAUCUUGACAAAACCACUCUUCUCUUCAGUACUAGGCAAGGGAAAUAAAUCGGCUCGUGAUGGACGGGUGCGCGCAGAUGUGUAAAUGUUUCCUGAUCCUGUUUAACAUUCUGUUUGCUCUGGUGGGGUUCGGACUAGUCUCUCUGGGAAUGUGGCUCCGGUUCGGCGCUGAAACCAGAGGAUUCUUCGACAUCGAUCUGAACACAAAACAGUUCACUAUCGGUGUGGUGGUGUUGGUCGUCACCGGUGCUCUGAUGCUGCUGGUCGCUGUUAUCGGCGAUUGUGGUGCAUGUAACCACAGUAAAUCUGCUCUUGGUGUGUUUUCUGGCCUGCUGUCCUUUCUGAUCAUCAUUGAAAUUGCAGCUGGUGUGAUGGCCUUCAUGUGGAGUGAAACGCUGUCAGAGGAAUUGGCGAAGUUCUACAUGACGAUCUACACUCAGUAUCUGAACACCAGGAGUCCCGGUCAAGCCAUGACCCUCAAAAUAUUCAACAACGCUUUUGACUGCUGUGGCAUCGGUGGACCGAUUGAAGUGUUGGUGCGUGACACCUGUCCAGAAGGCAACUUCCUGAAGCAGCUCUCAUUUCCUAGCUGUCCCAGUGUGAUCCUGGACAUGUUCAAGUCAAGCGCUCCGCUGGUGUUGGGAGGGUUUCUAGGGACGGCAGGAAUCAUGAUGGUGGCACUGGUGUGCAGUGUUGUCCUCAGCAGACACGUCUCUCGGUCUUACACAUCUCCUCCUGCAUACGUGCUCCUCACCUCCCAGCCGUCAGUCCUGAUUCCUCCUGUUCCUCCAGCAGCCCAGCAGAUAUAACUCUCUCUCUCUCUCUCUCUCUCUCUCUCUCUCUCUCUCUGUCUGUCUGACAGUUGGCGGCGCUGUUGUGCAGCUCCAUUCUCUAUAAUAGUCUGAAGUCGCCUGUCUACUCAUCUCCUGCCUACUACUGAGAGCAGACCUGACCCUCCACUCGUCUGUCUGAUGGAGGGAUGAACACUUUCAUCAGCCGCGCAGGUCAAGGAGAACCACACCUGAGUGUGUGUGUGUGUGUGUACCUUCCAGAAAUUAGUGUUUUAAAAAUGUUUUUUCUUGGUUAUGCAAACGUUCCAUUUUAUCAUUCUGCGAACAUUAUGGGAACGUUACAUUUGAAUGUUUUCAAACGUUCUAAAACAAGUAGAAACAUUUAACAAAUGUUAGACGAACAUCCAACUAACAUGUUUCAGAAAAACAUUCCAUGAACAAAGUAUAGAUAAUAUUUUUGUACUAACGCUUUGAGAACAUUAUUGAAGACCAGAUAACUCUGAACGAAUUGUUUGUUUAUAACUUUGAGAGAACGUUGCCAGAACGUUAGAAAGGUCCCUGUUAGCUGUGCAGAAACAUGUUCAGACACAACCUAUAGUCUAAGGUUAGGGUUCAUUUCAUUUUAUUGCAUUAACCUUCAUUUAAUGGAACUUUUCAUUUCUGAAUUCUGCAUAAACGCCGUCUGUUACAAUCCCAUCCUGAAUAUUUCAUUUUCUUGUCUUGUUGCACGAUUAAAACUUUUAACUUUUAAAACGUUUUUUAGUGUAAAAGAUUAAAGAAACUUCCACAAA